GUCUUCCACGUCAAUCUCGGCCUAGCUUUGCAUGUUUUGGGUGGUUGCGGUGGAUUUGAUCGGUUUUAUCUAAAUAUUUAAGUUAAAAGUAGUGGAAAAGUUGGAAAAACUCCAAAGAGUAACUAACUUAAGUUAUCUUGAGUCUUAAAAUUAGUAAAAUCAUGGCUGUCCCGACUUCGGUUUCUCUGGUUCUGGCCUCGGUCACGGCCGUGCUGAUCUUCUCCGCAAUGCAGAUGUACCGACCGCUGAUCGCUUCGUCCCAGAUGGCCACAAUCUUCGGAGGAUUCCUUGGUUCUUGGCUCUUUAUUUUAUCUCUUACGGCCGUUUCCAACCUCGAAACCGUCGUGCUAGGAAAGGGAUUCCAGGCUAAGCUGUUCCCGGAGGUGGCCUUCUGUCUGAUCGGGUCGCUGUUUGCCUGUGGAAUGGUUCAUCGAGUUUGUGCUACUACUUGCAUUCUAUUCUCAAUUGCGGCUCUGUAUUACAUCAACAAAAUUUCACAAAAGGUGCACAAUGCACCGGUUGUUGUGGACACCUAUGCCGGCAAGAAGAAGAAGAAGUAAGCGAGAGAGACAAGACUGCAAUUCCAAAGCUGCGUGGAAUACCUAGUUACUUGGGAAGAGCGUACAACAGUAAACUGAACAAAAUAUCUCAAUAGCCAUCGCACACAAUGUACUGUCUCGUGGUAACGAUUAAGAUUACUAAGCACCAAAAUUGUACUGUUUAAAAUAAAAAAAUAACAUGACAAAAUCAUCA
Molecule: messenger RNA, 753 nt
Organism: Culex quinquefasciatus (southern house mosquito)
Lineage: Eukaryota; Metazoa; Arthropoda; Insecta; Diptera; Culicidae
Product: protein KRTCAP2 homolog
Exons: 4
Coding region: 162-560 (132 amino acids)
Source: RefSeq, a predicted model, not a curated record